UUUUUCAUAAAUAGAAUAAUAUAGCACACAAAAGCAUUUGGUUCCCUUCAACAAAAAGGAUUUUAUUCUUUUAUGCUAUCAACAAAAAGUUUUCAUCGUCUACCAAAAAAGGUGAGUGUAUGUGAGACUAGAGAAAAAUCCAUCUUUCUCAUGGAGUCUCUGAGGAAGGAAACUAGUCCCUCUGAGAGUACCUCAUGCAUCGUUUCUACACCAAAGGGCGCUCCAGGUUCAGAUGAAGCACUCAAAGAUCGAGAACAGGAGGCAAAACCCAGUCUUCAACUAGAACUAAAGCUAACUACAAGUGAUUGUGAUGAUCUUGGGUUUAAACAAGAACUCAAUCUUAUUGAUUCCUUGAACUCAGCAGGUUCAUCUGAUUGUACCGCACCAGAAACUCCCCAACCUACAGAUGGUGAGCAACGGGUUUUCUCAUGCAACUAUUGCCAAAGAAAAUUCUACAGUUCACAAGCUCUUGGGGGACACCAAAAUGCCCACAAGCGAGAAAGGACUCUAGCAAAAAGAGGACAAAGGAUGGGAGCUCAUAUAGCAGCCUCAGCCACAGCUUUUGGGCACCCCUAUUUUCAUCACAACCAUUAUUCUAGCUUGGCUUCUCUUCCAAUACACGGUGCAUAUAAUAGAUCUCUGGGAAUCCAGGUGCAUUCGAUGAUCCAUAAACCUUCUCUUAUUUCUUCAUCAACUGGGUUUGGAAAUGUGUAUGGACACCAUAGUUGGUCUAGGCCUCCUAUUGACCAACAACCGGCAAUAGGGAAGUUAUCAAUGGAGAAUUCCCAUGCAAUUGCAACAGGACCAACCUCCCGAGCAAGUAUCGGUAGGUUCAACAUGACGAGGACGAUGAUGGGUUCUCCAGCUGAUGAGGUGAUUGGUAAUUGUUGGUGGUCUGAUGGUGGUGGUCUGAAGACUAAGCAGGAAGAUAUACAUAAGGUUGACCUAUCCCUCAAGCUCUAAUUGAGUAUUAUAUUUUUAAGAACAUAUAUAUUUUCUGAUUAAGAUUUUGUUUACUCUUAAUUUCUUUGGAAGCAAUUGUCAUGUAUAUUUUGAUCAUAGAGAAGUUUUGGAGUUUGUUUCUUCAUUGUUUUUUUUUUACUUGGAUCUGUUAAUCCGUUUCUCCAAUACUCUUUUUU
This is a messenger RNA of Durio zibethinus, 1139 nucleotides long. The record is from RefSeq and is a predicted model, not a curated record. NCBI's taxonomy places the organism in Eukaryota, Viridiplantae, Streptophyta, Magnoliopsida, Malvales, Malvaceae.